Messenger RNA from Phytophthora infestans T30-4, 969 nucleotides. Its product is annotated as secreted RxLR effector peptide protein, putative. The record is from RefSeq and is a predicted model, not a curated record. Bases 1 to 969 code for a protein of 322 amino acids. Lineage: Eukaryota; Oomycota; Peronosporomycetes; Peronosporales; Peronosporaceae. The transcript has a single exon.
AUGGCGUUGGCUGUCUUUGUGGCAGCGAUCAUCGCGGCCUUGGCUGCCGCGAAACCAGAGCCAAUUGCAUCGGAUACUUGGAUUUUGCCUCUUUCGCAUCAGGGCGAUGUCAACCACAGGCGGUUGCUGAGGGCCGCAGAUGAAGAUAGGGUAAUAAGUACGUCGACGGUGGAGAGUCUGGUCAAGUCUGCCGUCUCCACUGAGCAACUCAAGGCGUGGGCCAAGAAGGGUGAUACAACGAACUACGUUUUCAAGGCGUUGCAGCUCCAGAAGGCGGGGGAUAACCUUCUGGAUAACCCGCAGCUGGCCGCUCUGAUCAGCUACUUGAGGUUAUUUAACGAGGCAAACCCCGCCAAAAAGACGACUUUGAUCGCGACGCUCACGACUCACUAUGGCAACCAAGACCUGGCCAGGAUCAUUGAAGCGGGACAGCAGGUUCCAAAGACCGCUCGGAUGGCGAAUCGAUUGCAGACUGAGCAGAUCCAGCUCUGGAUGGGUCAAGGCAAAAGCCCCGAGCAAGUCUUUGGGCUUCUGAAGCUGAACAAGUUUUGGCCAUUUGGUUGGGUGUCGUCCGACCUUUUCAGUAAGCCUGGACUCACCACUUGGAUCAAAUAUCUGGAUGAUUUUAACGAGGCGAAUCCCGAUAAGAAGAAGACGUUGAUCUCGAUUCUGUCAGCUCGAUACAGCGACAAAACACUAGCGAAUAUGUUGAUCGAGGCGAACAAGGUUCGUGGUACGAGCAGCAUCGCCAAGCGAAUUCAAACCGAGCAGACACAACUUUGGUUAAAAAAAGGCCUCCAGCCUGACGACAUCUUCACGAUGUUGCAGCUGGAGAAGGCAGGAGAUACGCUUUUCGAGAACCCUCUCUUCAGUGCUUGGAUCAAGUACGCGGACGAUUUCCGAUUGCUUUACGACACCGGCCUAGCCACCAUGUCCACUUUGAUCAGCCACAAGCCGUCGCGAAGAUGA